CUACUACUACCCUUACCCUAGUGCUGCACGAUGGGAGGAAUUGGGCAGCUAGCGAUUUUGAUUCUUUCUUUCUGGCAUGUAAUAGCUGUAAAUUGUGCCGAUGAUAUUUUGGUUGGAUGUGGGGGUUUCGUGAAGUCAGAUGUGGAAAUUAAUUACUCACUUAUUGAGAUAAAGUUGUACACUAAGCAGGGCUCUUUGAAAUACCAGACUGACUGUGCACCUUUCAAUGGUUACUUCAUGAUCCCACUCUACGACAAGGGUGAUUUUGUUCUUAAAAUAGAACCGCCUUCAGGAUGGAGCUUUGAACCAACAUCGGUUGACCUACAUGUUGAUGGAAUUAAUGACAUUUGCACUAAAGAACAAGACAUCAAUUUCCUGUUUACUGGCUUUUCGGUGUUGGGAACUGUUUUGAGUAAGGGACAUUUAUUGGGUCCUGCAGGGGUUGAAGUUAGCUUAAGAAAAGCUGGAGAAAAUGAUGUACUUCAGACAGUCCUCACACAGGCGUCAGGCCAGUAUACUUUCCUCAAAGUGCUUCCAGGAAGUUAUGACAUUACAGCUUCUCAUGCUACAUGGACCCUGGAACAGGGCUCCACCACUGUAGUUUUGUCGAAUGAAAAUGCCCCUGCUUCAGCCCCUCUGAUUGUGAAAGGCUAUGAUGUCUCUGGCGAGGUUCAGAGCGAUGGUGAACCCAUGAGAGGAGUCAAUUUCCUCCUCUACUCUCCGAGUGUAACACAGGAGGAUAUUAAUGGCUGCAGUGUGGCUCCUGUAGAUGGGGCUUUAGCUGGCAACCCCUCCCUUAUGUAUUUGUGCAGUGCCCAGUCGGGUGAGGACGGCACUUUCUCCUUUCCCUGCCUUCCAAGUGGUGAAUACACUGUGGUCCCGUAUUACAGAGGCGAGAGGAUCACUUUUGAUGUCGCCCCUUCACGCAUGGACUUCAAAGUACAGCAUAACAGUUUGAUAUUGGAGCCUGUGUUCCGCGUCAUGGGAUUUUCAGUGAUGGGCAGAGUUCUGAAUAGCCCCAAUGGAGAAGGUGUUGCCGAUGCUGUUGUUAUGCUUAACAACCAAAUUAAAGCUGAAACUAAAGAAGAUGGUUCAUUCCGACUUGAAAAUAUGACUACAGGCACUUACACCAUCAACACACAGAAGAAACUGAUGUUCUUUGAGCCAAUAACUGUGAAGAUUGCUCCCAGCACCCCUCAGCUGCCAGACAUCAUCACUGCAGGGUUUAGUGUGUGCGGUCAGAUCUUAGUCAGCCGUCUUCCUGAGGGUGUUAAACAGCUUGGCCGCUACAAAGUUAUGCUCUCGGCCCAGAGUCAAGAUCAGGUUUUACGCACUAUCGAAAGCGACAGUCAGGGAGCGUUCUGCUUUCAAGUAAAACCAGAUGACUACAGCGUUCAGGUGUCACUGCCUGAAGCCGAAGUGAAGGCUGGACUUGCUCUGCAGCCAUACUCUCUCCACGUCUCCCUGGUGGACCAUCCUAUCACCGACCUUCUAUUUACCCAGUUCAUAGCAUCUGUCUCUGGAUCUGUGUCAUGUCUCGUGGCAUGUGCAGAUCUGACCGUCACCCUUCAGCCCUUGAGUAGACAGGGAGAAAGGCAGAACCUUCAGCUUUCUGGCAGCAGUGAAACCCUCAGCUUCACUUUUAAUAAUGUGUUACCCGGCAAGUACAAAGUGGCAAUCACCCAGGAGGAAUGGUGCUGGAAGCACAAGUCAGUAGAGAUUGACAUACAGGACUCAGAUGUUCAGGGAGUGGAGUUCAGACAGACUGGAUACUUGCUCCGCUGCACGCUGUCCCAUGCCAUCACUUUGGAGUUUUUCCAAGAUGGAAGUACACCAGAGAAUGUUGGCAUUUACAACCUCUCUAAAGGUGUCAAUCGCUUCUGUCUGUCCAAACCAGGUGUUUACAAAGUGACUCCACGUUCCUGUCACCAGUUUGAGCAGGACUACUAUACCUACAACACGUCUGCCCCGAGUAUUUUAACCCUUACUGCUGUCAGACACCACAUGACUGGAGUCAUCAUAACUGAUAAGAUGCUGGAUGUCACAGUCACUAUUAAAUCUUCCAUUGAAAGUGAGCCAGCUUUGGUUCUGGGACCCCUUCUCUCAGUUGAGGAGCAGAGACGAGAGCAGCAACUUCUGGAAAUAGCUGCCCGUAUGAAGGAGAAGCAAGAAAGAGGAGAAGAGCAGAGCCCACCUGUGCAAGAGAAACCAGAGGAACUUCAAAAGCCGUUUCAUUAUGAGUUCUCCUACUGGGCACGGGCUGGGGAGAAGAUCACCGUUACACCCUCAUCCAAGGAGUUUCUGUUUUACCCUCCUGAAGUAGAAGCAACAAUCACUGGAGAAAACUGUCCAGGUCAGAUGGUGGAGAUUGCAGGCCGGGCAGGGCUUUUCCUAAACGGACAGGUGUCACCUUCACUGGAGGGGGUAGAAAUCUCCAUUAAGGAAAGUGGAGCCACAACAACUCUCAUUACGGUUCUUACGGAUGAGAGCGGAAGCUACAGUGUUGGACCCUUACAUAGUGACUCUCAGUAUGACAUCAGUGCCAGUAAAGAAGGCUUUGUCCUGACCCCUAUGGAGGGAAAGACAGGAGACUUCAAGGCAUUUGCCUUGGCAGGUGUUACUUUUGAGAUAAAGGCAGAGGACAGUGUCCCACUCUCUGGGGUUCUGCUCUCUCUGAGUGGGGCCAACUUCCGCUCAAACCUGCUUACUCAGGACACCGGCCUCCUCACCUUCAACAACCUGAGUCCUGGACAGUAUUAUUUCAAGCCUAUGAUGAAGGAGUUCCGCUUUGAGCCCUCAGCACAGAUGAUCACAGUAGAGGAAGGGCAGGUCCUUCAUAUUCCCAUCACUGGCUUCAAGACAGCUUACAGUUGCUAUGGGACAGUGCAGUCACUAGGUGGCGAUGCAGAACAGAGUGUCGCUGUUGAAGCAAUGGGACAGAAAGAAUGCAGCAUGUACAGUGAGGACACAAUAACCGAUGAAGAGGGCCGCUUCAGACUCCGAGGCUUACUGCCUGGAUGUAACUACAACAUUCAACUGAGAGGAGAAGGAAAUGAUCAUAUAGAGAGAGCCCUGCCGCCACACAAAACCAUUGAGGUGGGCAACAGUGAUAUCGAAGGCAUAAACAUCAUCACUUUCAGACAGAUCAAUAUGUUCGAUCUGAGUGGCAAUGUCAUCACUUCCCCUGAACAUCUUCCAACUCUUUGGGUAAAGCUCUACAAGAGUGACAACCUCGACAAUCCCUUCCAGACCGUGUCGCUCGGCCAGUCACUGUUCUUCCACUUUGCCCCCCUGCCACGUGAUGAUGAAAGUUAUGUGCUGAUGCUGGACACAUCGAUCUCUCGCUCCCAGUAUGAUUUUAAGCUUCCACAGGUCUCCUUCACGACCUCUGGUUACAGCAAACACAUCACACUGACUUUUAACCCAAAGAGAAAAAUACCAGAUCAAGAUGUUGCCCAAGGAUCGUACAUUGCCCUUCCUCUGACGCUGCUGCUGUUACUUGCUGUGUAUAAUCAUGAGCGGGUGAUCCCUAUUCUUCUGCAGCUGGUUAAUCAGAUCCAGGGUGUUCGAGGACUCUCACAAACAAGCGGGGAUGGGAUUGCUUUGGACGAAGCCAAACGCCAAUCAAAGAAGCCAAAGAUGAGACGCACAUGAAACCCAAGUGUGAAUGCCAACCCAACCACGGCAUUCAGAUCUCACAAACCUCUGGUUUCCGCCAACACAGAUCAUCAUGCCUGCCUGACUUGAGUGCUAUCAUAAAAAACGUUCAUGGGAUCGCCGAAGUUUUAUGGACAUCUUGAGAGUUAUCAAAUUUUGUUUUGAAACUCAGACUUCACGGUUCUAUUUCUAUGGUUUUACUUUCCAUAGAGUCACAGUCGCAAAUAUUGGUAUCCCUGUUAUUUACUGUCCCUAGCAUAUGUGAAUGUGGCUCAGAGAUGCUGUGUGUGUUUGUGUAUAUUUAUGUUUGUGAGAGGUGCUUGGGGAGGAGGAGGCUCAUGAGACUACAAAUGUUGAUAUACAGAGAGUUCAAAACCCAGAUAAUUGAUGAUGAUUCCAAUAGUUUCCUGGUUGAAUAGGUUAUUUAUUAACAGUUUGUCUAGAAGGUUUUUUUUGCCAUUACUACAUUUUUUAAUAUUCCACUAAAGUUUAUCAGUCUAGUUUUAUCCCAAUUACAUUACUUGAAUUUGUAGAAUCAAUUUGUAAUUUCCCAACAUUGAGAUGUUAAAUGCAAGGCAUAUGAUUUUGUUUUUUUUGAUCAUUUCCCAGUUGACUUUCUUAUUGUUUAAUAGGUUCAGUACUUUGUCAUUCCUUGGCAUUAAAAAAAACGAUUUGAUAACGCGUUGUUAACAGAAUUAAUAAUAAAACAGUAAAUAAAGUG
Molecule: messenger RNA, 4378 nt
Organism: Triplophysa dalaica
Lineage: Eukaryota; Metazoa; Chordata; Actinopteri; Cypriniformes; Nemacheilidae
Gene: nomo
Product: nodal modulator
Exons: 31
Coding region: 31-3654 (1207 amino acids)
Cellular component (GO): endoplasmic reticulum membrane
Molecular function (GO): carbohydrate binding
Source: RefSeq, a predicted model, not a curated record